Molecule: messenger RNA, 971 nt
Organism: Didymodactylos carnosus
Lineage: Eukaryota; Metazoa; Rotifera; Eurotatoria; Philodinida; Philodinidae
Source: the annotation of a GenBank genome assembly
CACAGUUUGGGGAUAGACUAAAAAAAUCUGAUAUAUUCUCAACACUACACGGUGUCUUAUAUCUGGCUGAUGAUGUUUUCUUUAAUUUCACUCAGGUCUUUGCUCAUCCCGAACGUUAUUCAUUGGAUGAAUUUUGGACACCUUCAGCAAAACAAUCAGUGGAUACUACUAAUCGUAACUUCCCUCCACCUCCCGGAUGGUGGAAUUCACUCUGGCAUCCAUUUCGAAAUUUUAUGAAUAACAAAUUGCCUAAAGAACUGAAAGAUAAAUUAAUAGUAUUAUAUGGACCAAAUAAAAUACUGACUCAAAUACCGGCUGAUAUUCUUUACGUUCCGCUUGCCGAUCGACAGUCAACUGUACUUGUACAGGUAAUUAACGAAAUAAUGACUCUAUUUCCGACAGCAUAUUGUGAAGUCAUAUUUAUUAUAUUGGUUGAUUUAACAAGUGUUUUAUGUAAACAUUGGCCUUACCAAAACGAUCGACCAUUAUUCAGAUCAUCAGUAAAUUUAUUAAAUAAUUUAAGUGUGAUUAGAAAAAUGGAAGAUACGAAUCAGAUAAUAAAUAGUCGAAAUCCGUAUAACAGAAGUCAAUUUCAAGAGAGACCUUCUCAACUGAAUCCACACGGCUAUAUUUGGACACCGUAUAGAACAAAUGAGAAAUUCUAUCAAACAACACUGUCUACAGGUAUUUUCCCUGCAUAUUACCACUCCAAAUUGCAAGGAGCGGAAUUUUGGCACGGACAAACUGAAUUUAUCCACCCACUUAAAUUAUCAAAUCCGAAUAACUGGCAAGCACGAUUAUGGCAAGAAGCAAUGAAAUCUCAAAUACAUAGGUUUUAUCAGCAACAAACGCAGAGAAGGCUCACAGCAGCGGUAAUUAGCGUACUUGUGAGCACUGAUCCUAACAGCAUUUUAUUUCCAUUAAUUUUACCAGGAAAUAUAGUGCUUGAAGCGGGUGAUCGUGUGAAAUGA